This is a messenger RNA of Drosophila bipectinata, 574 nucleotides long. It is a transcript of the gene Edg84A, whose product is annotated as Ecdysone-dependent gene 84A. Gene Ontology annotation, cellular component: extracellular matrix. The record is from RefSeq and is a predicted model, not a curated record. NCBI's taxonomy places the organism in Eukaryota, Metazoa, Arthropoda, Insecta, Diptera, Drosophilidae.
AUGUUAAACAGAAUCGCCUUGUUGGUGGCCCUUUUUGCUGCGGCUCAAGCUGCUUUGCUGCCUGUGAAGUCCUCCGGGAGCGAGGACACCUUUGAGGCUCAUCCUCGCUACUCCUUCGGCUAUGAAGUACAGGACUCGGAAACCGGCGAUGUAAAGUCACAGUCGGAGUCCCGGGACGGAGAUGUGGUCCAGGGUCAAUAUUCCGUCAACGAUGCCGAUGGUUAUCGCAGGAUUGUAGAGUACACCGCCGAUGACGUUCGAGGCUUCAAUGCUGUGGUGCGCCGUGAGCCACUUUCCAGUGCUGCGGUGGUUGCCAAGCCACUGGUCCCCAUUGUGGCUCAGAAAGUUCAGUUGCAACCUCUACGGAAACUGCCAGCCCUAAAGCCCCUCUCCCAGGCAUCGGCUGUGGUGCACAGAUCCUUUGCCCAGACCCCCACAGUGAUCCACCACGCCCCAGUGGCUCAUCUGGUCCAUGCCCCGCCUACCCAUGCAGUCAUCUCUCAUCAUGUGCCACUGUUGAAGACCUCCCUGCAUCACAGCCAUAAUCUCCAGCCCAUUUCAUAUGUGUUCUAGU